Messenger RNA from Psylliodes chrysocephalus, 664 nucleotides. The record is from the annotation of a GenBank genome assembly. Lineage: Eukaryota; Metazoa; Arthropoda; Insecta; Coleoptera; Chrysomelidae.
UAAAAAAAAAAAAGAAGAAUACAAUAACCUACGUUCGUAUAAUUUCCUUUUACCUUUUAUAUUGUUUUAUUAUUUUGCUUUGAUCAGAAAUGACACAGUAAAUAGUUUUGUUAUUACUAACUUAACUAAUAAAUAAAAAUGGCAGAAGAAACCUUUUACAAAAUCGUACAGCACAUUUUCAGUAAUUGGACUGGAUUGAAGCUUGCCGUAGAACAUUCAAUGGGCGGACCAAAUAGCAAACAGCUUGCUAUUGAAUGCAUAGGUGAAGUAACACAAUAUUGCAUAGACGAAUCCAAUCUAGACCAAGAAAGUUUAGAGGAUUUUCUUGAAGAUACAAUGGAUGAGAAAUUUGACACAAUAUUUGAGGAUGGAUCUCCAAAAGAAAUUGCAACAGUUUUGUUACAAUUUGUUCAACUUUUAAAAAGCGGUAAUGUUGAACAGUGUGAAGAGGAAUUUCGCAAGCUUCCAGUUGCAAAUACGAAUUGGUUACAAGAGAGUAGGACUUCAAAUCAUCAACAAGUUAAUAUAGAUAGUAAUUCAUCUAGUGAAGAUGAAGAUGCACAUCAAAGCUCUGAAGUACCAAUGGAAGAUGAUGGAUGGACUGUAGUUCAAACCAGGAAAAAAAGAUAAAUCUAUUUCUUGUCCUGUGGCCGAUUUCAGGAAA